UGCCAAUGAAAAAAGAGAGAGAGAUUGCUAGUGCGUCAGUGAGUGAGACCGAGACCACAAGGAAAAAAACACAUUCCUUUGUAAAGAUACAGCUCGUAUUGUUUCAGUAACCGUAGCCCCCUAAAGGCUGUCCUUCAGACCGGUCAGUGCAUGCCCUCUUUCACGAAGAGCAUGAAUUCUUUGUUUGGGUCGAACGUGUUUCUGUUACAGCACGAUACCAGCGGGUCGCUCGCUUCCACAGACGGGUUUGGGGCGGACGGUCUCAUCUUUGAGCACGCCGGGCUUGAUUUCUUCUCGCCGAACGCCGGGGGUGUCGAGUUAGCGUCUCUGCAGCAAAAUCUCAACGUCAACAACAUCAAUAUCAACGCCGCCGCCAUCCACCACGGCAACGGACCUGCUUUCCAACCGGCCAUGGCGCUGAGGAAUGACCUGGGCUCCAACAUCAGCGUGCUGAAGACCUUGAAUCUGCGGUUCCGCUGCUUCCUGGCGAAGGUCCACGAACUGGAGCGUCGGAAUAAGAUCUUGGAGAAGCAGCUGCAGCAGGCGCUGGACGACAACAGCGGCAAGCAGAGGAAACCGCUGAUCCGGGAGCAAGGGAUCCAGACGGACUUCGUUGGGCCAACCCAGGGGCGAAUCGGCUUUGUAUCGUCCAGCUCAGUCUCCACCGCCGCCAGUAACACCAGUCAAAGUGCUGGGGGAUACCGUAUUGGGACCAGUACGUUGUUCACCCCGGCGCUGACGUCAGUCCUAGCGCUAGAUUCGAAUUGCUCUCAGAUCAACAGCAGUUCCAAUGGCUCGACUCAAACCGGCAGCGGCUCCAAUUCGCCUCGUUUUAUGCCGGGGACUAUCUGGUCUUACAACCACACCCGGAAGCUCGGCGCCGGUUUGGAGACCCGCUAUACCGGGCCCGGUGUCUCCUGGGUCCACCCGGACGGAGUCGGGGUUCAGAUUGACACCAUCACCCCCGAGAUACGAGCGCUUUACAACGUGCUGGCCAAGGUGAAACGCGAGAGGGACGAAUACAAGCGCAGAUGGGAGGAGGAGUACACACUGAGGGUGCAAAUGCAAGAGAGAGUCAACGAGCUACAGGAGGAUGCUCAGGAGUCGGAGGCCUGUCAGGAGGAGCUGGCUUUCAAAGUGCAGCAGCUUAAAUCUGAGCUUGUCCUGUUCAAGGGGCUGAUGAGCAACAACAUGUCAGAACUUGACUCCAAGAUCCAGGAGAAGGCGAUGAAGGUGGACAUGGACAUCUGCCGACGCAUCGACAUCACAGCCAAGCUGUGUGACGUGGCGCAGCAGAGGAAUGGCGAGGACAUGAUCAAGAUGUUCCAGUCACUGCACUUGUCUCCUUUCAAGGUGGCCCCUCCCCCCUCUGGAAUGGGGCGUCGCCCUGCGAGAGACAGGAAGCAGCAAGCCCCAGGUGAUGAGGAGCCAGUCAGUGUGUCUGAGAGUGAGGUGGGCGGGGCCAGGGAUGAGGAGGACAGCAGCGCAGCCAAUCAGAUCAAUGAGGAGAUGCAGAGGAUGCUCAAUCAGCUGAGGGAGUGUGAUUUCGAGGAUGACUGCGACAGCCUCACCUGGGAGGAGACUGAGGAGACGCUGCUGCUCUGGGAGGAUUUCUCCGGCUACGCCAUGGCAGCCGUCGAGGCGCAGGGAGAGGUGAGAGGGAGGAUAGGAGAGCAGGAGGAGAACCUGGAGAAAGUGAUCCGAGACACGGAGUCCAUGUUCAAGUCUCGGGAGCUCGAGUACCAGGAGACCAUCGGACAGAUUGAGCUGGAACUCGCCACUGCAAAGAACGACAUGAACCGGCACCUGCACGAGUACAUGGAGAUGUGCAGCAUGAAGAGGGGGCUGGACGUGCAGAUGGAGACCUGCAGGAGACUCAUCACACAGUCUGGAGACAGGAAGUCCCCUACUCCAUUCACAGACCCAGGGGCAAGCGAGGAGAGCGAGGAUUCAGAGAAAGAGAGGAGAACACCCCCUGAAAACGAAGAGAAGAGAUAGGAGAGAGAGGGGGGAAUGAGGGAGAGGAGACAGAGGAGAGAGAAACAAUCUCCCUCCCCAAGCAGUGAAGAGUGGGAUGAAAGCGAGUGCUGGAAGAAAGAGAGGGGUGCAGGGAGAGAGGGGUGCGAGUAAGGAGCCGGAGAAGAAAGGAUAGAGAUAUCAAACGGGGAAGAAGAGUAGGAGAGAAAACAGGACAGGGAAAGAGUGGGAAAGAUUAAGAGGUCGGAAGGAGCUGUAAUAUUGUGUAAAUAUUUACUAACAAUUGCAAGUAAACACUAGAAAAGAAAAUCUAAUCCAAAUCUUAUAAAGAGAACCAGAUUUACUACAAACGUCAGCACCUGACUGAACACAACAAAGUAUGGGGGGGGUGAAAUGGGCACCAUUUUGGCUCCAAAGCUGACUCUGCAGCGUAUAUAAACCAUAGGGCACAUGGAGCCAACAUGGCUGACACAGGGCUGCAGUUUCACACCCCUUGUAUAGUCUUUGUAUGAGCUGUCAGUUAUAACAUGGCCCACAUUAACAGGGGUUUGUCAUGUCAGAAUAUUCUUUCAAAUUUCUUCAAGUCUUUCAUUAUGAAUUAGCUUAAUUAAAUGUAUAAUCAGCACAAUGUUAUCACAGUACAGUGGAAACUGUCUCAUCCGGUUCAAAUGUGAAAAUCUUGUCUCUCGAAGGGAGUCGUUACACUCCAUUAUUAAUGCAUAAUGCCCUGAUGUUAAUAAAGCAACUGCAAUGUCAGGCACAGCAGUGCUGCAUGUAUACUGCAUGUAUAUAAGAGCAUCUGUGGAAAUGACUGCAACACAAAACACUGCAGUACUUUUACAAAACAGCAUUCCAAAACCAGUUCUUACUGUGCUUUCUCAUUCUAUCUGCAACGCAAUCCACUGUGUCCUGCUAAGAGCUGAAUGUACUGUUUUAGACCCACAAUGAAACGUGCAUUGAUCAGUUUCCAUCUGUACCACAAGCCAGAGGUCCAUUGGUUAACAGAGGGUAUGGGAUCUUACAGUAUCGGAUACGACAGCUUCUACUGUAUAAAGAAAUCUCUCAUGAGUAACAUUGCAUUGUGCAACUCUGAUAUGCUUCCCCACACCUCAGAAGCAGUAUUUUUUGCUGCAGUAGUUAGUAAGCCUGUUGAAUAAUGCUGCAGCAGAAACAUCAGCAGAAAAUCUUACAUGACAGACAUGUAUACGCAGUAAGAAAUGAAAUAUUUUGAAGCUGUAGGUGAUAUGCUGGAAAUAAGACUCCCAGUGCGUAGCAGUGUGAUCCAUUCCUAUUGAGCUUGCUACCUGCACACUGGCUGAUCAAGCUUGUAUUAUAACCUGGAGUGGGUGACACUGCUGUGCAACAGGAGUCCUAUUGCAGUCCCUGUGAUGUGAUUAUCGGAAUAAUAUUUGUAGUUGAUAAAGUGAUUACUAGAAAUGUCAAACUGCGUGUAGCUUGAAUAUGGCAUAGCCACAGGUACAGGUAGGUACUUGUUGAUGUGUAAAUCCAAUUUAAAAAUCCUGUGCAGGGCUGUAGCUGUAAAGUCCUGCUACCAUACAAUACGUUUUACAAAACAUGGGAUUUGUAUGAUACGCAAUCAGAGAAAAUGAACCUAAAGGAGUGCCAAGGUCUUUCUUGCCUCUUAUUAGCACUAGGAACAUUAUCACUGCCCUCACCUUUGAAAGGAGUGCUAGACAUCUUUAAAAACCCAUUCUCUUAGCUCUUAUUAGCUUUAUUAACAUUAACACUGCCCACUUUUAAAGGAGUGCUAACCAAUUUUCAAAUCCAUUCUCUUCUCCCAAUAGCACUAGCAACAUUAUCCCUCGCUCCCCUUAAAGAAGUGCUAACCAAGGCUACAUUUUAGUGACAAUAAGAGGCGAGAACUCUUAGAAUAUAGGUUUUGCUAGUGGUAUGUAAUAUUUAAAUGUGCAAAGCUAAAUAUUGUGAAUGCCUUAGCCAUGAGUAAAUAGUAAAUGAGCUUAGGAAACUGGCGCCAUUUUGGCUUCUAUUCAGACCUGGCCUGUGUUAACAACAGAGACGUGGAGCCAAAAUGGCAGACAACGGAAUGCAGUUUCAUAGAUUGCUCUGUAAACAUGAGAAGUCUGGAUGUUUGGAAACUGAGGCCCAUUUUGGAUCUCGAUCUUGUGUUACAGAUAGGGGGAUUAGAGCCAGUUUCACAGAGCAGAGGGAUUGCUGCCUGACUGUAUAUUCAAAUGCGCAAAGCUAGAGAUAAUGAAUGCCGUCGCCACAAACACAAGUUGAAAUACGUGUAGCUUCGAAUCGCAGUAAAAGUACAACACUCUGUGUGUGUGUGUGUGUGUGUGCAAAUAAUAAAAAUAAAAAAAUACCUGUACAAAUUGCAAAUGUGUCAGACUAUAAACUAUGAUAUAUAAAACUAUGGAUAUUGCAACUUUAGGGGAAAUGCUGGUGCACACUGUACAAUAUAUAAUAAAAGUGUGGCUACUGAAACUCAGGGGAGCUGUCUGAAUCAUUGCUGGAGCCACUCCUGUAUCAUAUAUAAGGUGUUUUAUCAGAAGCAGAUGCAGUGGUUGAAACAUAAGAAGUGAAAUAUUAGGAAAAUGGAGGGGAUGUAAAGUACAGUAUCUCAUGAAAAGGGCUGAAUGUCCACACGCCUGUAGCUAGAGCAGUGGAGCUUAUUGUUCUGAUUAUAUGUACAGGUAACAGUUUUGUAAAGCAUGCAUAUGUAUGUUCAAACCCACACACAGCAAUAUGUAUCAGGGUUAUUAAAGGAGUCCCAACCCAUGCGUUAAAAUCUAA
Molecule: messenger RNA, 4755 nt
Organism: Acipenser ruthenus (sterlet)
Lineage: Eukaryota; Metazoa; Chordata; Actinopteri; Acipenseriformes; Acipenseridae
Gene: iffo1b
Product: intermediate filament family orphan 1b
Exons: 9
Coding region: 151-1998 (615 amino acids)
Source: RefSeq, a predicted model, not a curated record